Messenger RNA from Vespa crabro (European hornet), 7896 nucleotides. It is a transcript of the gene nAChRa3, whose product is annotated as acetylcholine receptor subunit alpha-like. Bases 911 to 2614 code for a protein of 567 amino acids. Gene Ontology annotation, molecular function: transmembrane signaling receptor activity; acetylcholine-gated monoatomic cation-selective channel activity. The transcript is spliced from 14 exons. The record is from RefSeq and is a predicted model, not a curated record. Gene Ontology annotation, biological process: regulation of membrane potential; signal transduction; nervous system process. Gene Ontology annotation, cellular component: neuron projection; synapse; postsynaptic membrane. Lineage: Eukaryota; Metazoa; Arthropoda; Insecta; Hymenoptera; Vespidae.
AAGAAAAACAGGGGUAGUAGUGCCGGACGGUUCUCGUUGUCGAUGUCGUCGCGUAUCAUCGCGCUUCGUGCACGUUCGUCGCUCGCGCCACACUCGAGAACGCGUCGUCGUCGUCGUCGUCGCGAGAAAGCCGCCCCUUCGCACGGUGCACGGUGCGACACUCGACAGUCGUCUCGACGCCACGAACGAGCGCGCUUCUUCUUCUUCUUUGCUGCCGCUUCCUCCUACAAUUCUUCUAGAUUUUGUUCUUCCACUGCAACAGCCGUCGCGCAAGAAUCGUCGCAAGAAUCGCCGACAAGGUGUCAUUCCAUUUUGAGUCAACGGUCGAGCAUAGAUAACAACAGAAGGAAAAACAGAAGUUCUAGUAGUAUUAGCGGAAACAACGCAUUGCCCAAAGUCUAUCGUGUCGCGUUUUCAUAUUUAAUUUUUAUUUGAUACUUUAUUCUUCUUAUUCUUAUUCUUCUUUAUUGCGUGACACACGCGCGCGUGUCGAUGCUCUCCCACUAUUACUACUACUACUACUACUACUACUACACUACUACAAUUAUCACCACCACCAUCUCCAGCUGCCACCGUUGGAAGCUCGUUGCCGCGGCAGGAGGCAGCACAGCUCUACGCAGAACACCCUUCUACACGGUGGAAUUUAAGGUUAUAAUCUCGACGCGUUUUACCCUUACGCGUUGAUACGUCCAUCUCGUCGUUCGGGUUCUUCUACCCGCUGUUGUCGCCCACCACGUCGACAACGUCGUCGUCGUCGUCGUCGUAGUGGACAUCACACAGCGUAUCUACAAGUAACCGUCCACUCACGACAUUUUCGAACGUUCUCGCGGCAACACGGCUUAAGUCCGAGCACUGAAGGGUCUGGAGGGCACGAAGGCGAGAAGAAAUGAGGUGGACGUGACACAAUGACAUGAUGAAGAGCCUGGUGGGGAUCAUGUGGAUAGUGUUGGUGCUCAUAUCAGGAUGCUCAGGAAAUCCAGACGCAAAGCGACUUUACGACGAUCUCCUCUCGAAUUACAACAAACUGGUACGUCCAGUGGUAAACGUCACGGAUGCCCUCACCGUCAAGAUCAAGCUCAAACUCUCGCAACUCAUCGACGUGAACUUGAAGAAUCAGAUUAUGACGACGAAUCUUUGGGUCGAACAGUCAUGGUACGAUUACAAAUUAAAAUGGGAUCCGAAGGAGUACGGUGGAGUGGAAAUGUUGCACGUGCCAUCCGAUCAUAUAUGGAGACCAGAUAUAGUUUUAUACAACAACGCCGACGGUAACUUCGAGGUAACACUAGCAACGAAGGCAACAUUAAAUUAUACAGGGAGAGUCGAGUGGAAGCCACCGGCGAUUUACAAGUCUUCCUGCGAGAUCGACGUCGAGUAUUUCCCUUUUGACGAGCAGACCUGUGUUAUGAAAUUUGGAUCGUGGACCUACGACGGCUUCCAGGUCGACCUUAGACACAUCGACGAGAUCCGUGGCAGUAACGUCGUCGACAUUGGCGUCGAUCUGUCGGAAUUUUAUACUUCCGUCGAGUGGGACAUACUCGAAGUUCCUGCUGUUAGAAACGAGAAGUUCUAUACGUGCUGCGACGAGCCCUAUCUCGAUAUCACGUUCAACAUUACGAUGAGGCGAAAGACUCUCUUUUACACGGUCAAUCUUAUAAUACCGUGUAUGGGUAUAUCGUUUCUCACGGUACUGGUCUUCUAUUUACCGAGUGACAGCGGUGAAAAGGUCAGCCUAUCCAUUUCAAUUCUACUAUCGUUGACUGUGUUCUUCCUUCUUCUGGCUGAAAUCAUCCCACCCACGUCGCUAGUUGUACCGCUUCUUGGUAAAUUCGUCCUUUUCACCAUGAUCCUUGAUACUUUCAGCAUAUGCAUCACAGUGGUAGUACUCAACGUUCACUUCCGUUCACCACAGACUCACGUGAUGGCACCGUGGGUCCGCCGUGUCUUUAUCCAUGUCUUACCAAGAUUACUCGUGAUGCGCAGGUAUAAUACGACUUCGAAGAGAACCGAUUACGAUUCCAGGCCGCAGUAUCAAAUAGAUAAACGUAGUAUAGGCGGACAACAUGGACAACGAGUGAUGGUCAGAACAUGCAAUGGUCUUGAAUUGAGAGAUCCGUCUCUAUUCGUUGAAACUUCGGCUUCGGAGUUGGUUGAAUCUUCUGUUCUCUUUCCGAGUUUAGAUUCGCAAGACGAACUGCAUCCUCGUGAAUUAGAAGCGGUAAAUUUAGGAAGUGCGUGUCGUAUUCACGGCUCGCCUGCAGCCACUGUGGCACCACCACCUCAGCUCCCAACGGAGGAAAGCGUUGAUGCUCUCUGCAACACGCUUCAUCACUGGCAUCACUGCCCAGAACUGUACAAGGCCAUUGAAGGCAUUCGUUUUAUCGCCGAGCACACGAAAAGAGAAGAGGACUCUACCAGAGUCAAAGAAGAUUGGAAAUACGUUGCGAUGGUGCUCGAUAGGCUAUUCUUGUGGAUUUUUACAUUAGCCGUGGUCGUCGGUACGGCGGGUAUAAUAUUACAAGCACCGACUUUGUACGAUGAUCGCAUUCCUAUCGACGUACGACUCUCCGAGAUCGCCUCCACCACUGCCAAGCCACACAUCGUUUCAACCCUCUGAGGGCCAAUUGCUAAUUAUCCCGUUACUCUCGCGUAUACCUAUGAACACAAAAGACAUACCCAUUGUAAACAUAACAAUGUGUCAGAAGUAACGACUGAAAGACUGAAGUCUCGGUGAGUCUUCGACUUUUAUUAACGAUUAAUUCUUUGGCUCGUACGUUCAAUCGUAUAUGUUUACACAUACGACAUAUAUGUAUGUGUACGUAUGUACGUGCGUACGUGUACGACGAGCGAAGAGGAAUAGGGGAAAAAAAAAGUAAAAUUAAAUAAAAUAAGAAAGCAAAAGUCGCGCGCGUACCAAAGCUUUCAACCCGUGACACAACGAAGAUAAAAAAGGGAGUUCGAAGGAUUGUGAGAAGAGAGCCGUGCGAUAAAAUUCUCAGAGUUUGGAAAAAUGUGAGACUUUUUCUUCUUAAUCUUUCCUUUUUUUUCUUUCUUUCUUUCAUUUUCUUUAAUUUUACAUACAAAUUUUUGAUUUUUACAUCAAAACAACUCGAAUAACUUAGGAAUAUAUUUAUACAUAGAGCCAAUAUCGUCCUCCAUUAUAUUGUAAUAUCUUCUUUGUAUGAUGUUAUCUCUGAGAAUUGUGUCAUGGGUACAGCGACGUGUGUGUGUGUGUGUAUAAGAGAGGAGAAUGUUUAGCAAAACAAGUAUUUAUUCGCCGCACCGUUCGACGCAAGCACGGCCUCUCUUUUCGGGGACCGUAAUAUGUUGCGUAUAGAAAGUCACGAUGACGUUUAAUAAAGGUAAUAAAUAAAUGAAAAAAAUAAAUAAAUAAAUAAUAUAUAUGUAUUAUAUAUAUUUAGAAUCAAGCGAUUGAAACACAUACAUACCGUAGAAAUAAUACAAAUGAGAAAAUGAGGAAGAGAGAAAGAGAGCAAGAGAGAAAGAAAGAGAGAGAGAGAGAGAGAGAGAAAGAGAAAGAGAGAGAUAAAAAGAGAUCUUAAAAGUUCAAGUAAGUUCAAUUUUAUGCCAGAUGCAUUUGAGAGAAACAAAAUCGUCGUAAUUCCUUUUUUAUUUAUUUCUUUUUUUUUUUUUUUUUCAUUUUAUCGAAUGUUUCGCCAUUGAAAAAAGUCAAUUUACAAAGGGUUGACGGAGUUAAUUGUGCUGAAAGUUCAACAAGGAUUCAAGACUGAAAGUUCAGGAACGAUAGAUUUUCGUUCAAUGCUCCUCGCUUUCCUCGCGAUCAUUGUUACUCGAUGCAGACAACAUCCGUCGCCCUAAUUUUUUUUUUAACGUCGAUAAUUAUCGUUUACAAACAGGAUUGGGUACAUAUUUUAAAUUAGUCAAUUUUAUCGAAUAAAGUUUUCGGUUCUAUAGCUAUUUUGUAAUAGUUAUACAAAAAAGAAGAAUAAUAAAAUAUACGAAUGUCUGAACGACUUAUGCAAGUGAAUUGAAAGGAAAACUCGAUUUUAUACAAUAAAUUUAUCAUUAAAAUUUAUUCGGAAUAUAUGAAAGGUAAUAUAAAAUAAUUUCGAGUUACAUCGGUUAUUAGAAAUGUUUGUGAAAAAAAAAAGAAGAAAGAAAAGAGGAAAUAAGCAAAGUAGAAAGAAAAUGAAAUGUUUAAAAUACGUGCUCAUCCUGUUUAACACUCCUGCCCCCCCCCAAAAAAAAACGUGUGGAAAUUCUUAUAAUUAUAAUACUAUAUUACCGAGACUGUCUCGUCUUGUUGUACAGAAAAGGAAAUUGUAAAAAAAUGGGACCGAAAUAUAUUUUACAUUUAUAGCUUUGGUCAUUGUCGUGGAGAUCACCGCAGUGCACCACAAUGCCUUUCAACGAUAAAAAAAAUAUUUACGCUGAGACUAUAAAUUUUGCUUGUAGAUUUAAACAAAAAUCACACGAUUUAGGACUGUCAAUAUUCAAAUUUUCGUGUUCGAUUCGCGAUAACGCGAACAUACUGAAGUGUCUAGUGUUUAUUUGUAAUAUAACAAACGCAUACACAUACACAUAUACACAUAUAUACAUACACACACAGAGAAAAUAUACAUUAUUACACACAAACAUAAAUAUACAAACGAAAAUAUAUACAUAUACAUAUAUGUAUAUCUUAUUUAUAAUACAAUUCAACGUUACUUUACAAAUAUGGGAAUGUAAAUCAUAAAGAGCUUGAUAUAUUCGGAAUUAUGGUGCCUGACAGACAAGUACGAUUGAGUUUUAAAGAAUACUUUUAUAUAUUCUGAGAAGAGAAGAUACGUGAUACGUUAUUAAAAAUUCGUUGAUCGCCCAAGUUGAACGACGCGAUGUUUCGAUUGCUUGCGUAAGUCUUUCGGAUAUAUGUAUAGAAAAAGUACAUGUAUUCGAAUAUUCCGAAUGACAAAUGAUUUUGACUUUUGGCAGGCCUAUUGUAAAUGUAAAUGGCAUGGAAUUCAACGACGCCUGUUGCAGACUCAGGAAAAUAAUCGUUUUUCCAAAUAUUUACAUCGAGCCUGUAACAUAGGGGCCAUAUUUUCACAAAGAACAAGGUGCGUGUGUCUCUCAUUAAAUUAAAUUCUAAAUAAUAAUAUCUGCAUCAUUAAGGAGCAGAAAACUGGGUGGGGCCUAAAAGAAAUUUAGCCGACUCAACUUUUAUUGACUCAUAUAUACUUAUUAUGUUAUAUAUAUAUAUAUAUAUAUAUAUAUAUAUAUAUAUAUAUAUAUAUAUAUAAUAAGAUAACUUUCAUAUUUAUAUUCGUUCUGAAAUCACACAUGAAUAACUUGUCGAUAUUUAUUAUACAUUUUAUCGGAAUGUAUGAAGACAAAAAUUGUUUCUUAUAUACAAUCAUAUUCCAAUAAUUUACUGUCUUCCCAAGGUACUAAAUUUGCAAUUUGAUUUACGAUGGUAGCCAAAUCUCCACCGUGCUGCUAUCCUUGCCAAGAAAAGUAGAGUCUGAUUGGUAUAAAAUCGUUAGUUAAAAACAGUAUAUGUGCGUGUAGUCCGCUUUGGAGAUAAAGUAAAUAAUAAUGUGCUAUUUAGCAUUUGAAUCUAUUGUAUCAUUUUUUAUAAUCUAUCGUUUAUGAGAUGAAUGAAGCUUUUAUAAACGGCAAAAGGCACAAAUAUGUUAUGCAAUAUAGUAAAUCUUAUUAAAGUAAUUCCAUUGCAUAAAAUACUGAAGAAUGUAAUUAUAGACAUACAUUUAAAAAAAUUAAAGAGCCAUUCUUUAUAACUAUUACCGGACAAUUUAAAUUAAUUAAAAGUUUUAUUUAAAAUGCAAGAUUACGAAUUAAUACAACAUAUUGAAAGGACUAGUUUCAUUUAUAUUUAACGUAUUAGCGCUGGAUUUACAUAAAUUUCGGAGAAAUUUAAUUUUUAUCAAUUAAAUAUGAGAGCGUGAAAGCAUAUGAGUGUGCAUGCAACAAAGAAAAAAAAAGGAAAAAAAAACCUUGAUUAUUAUGAACAAAAUUACAUGUUAUGGAAGUAAGUGCAGUGAUAGUUAUUUAAUGUAAGUUGCAUCUAACAAUAUACAUAAAUAUAUAUAAAUAACCAUUACUCACUCGAUAAAAUAAUAUAGCAAGAUAUUUUGUGAGUGUGUCUAUAAACUCGAUUAAACUUAUAUGAUAAACUGACGUUGUCUUGAUUUACGAGAAGAAUAUAUGUAUUUGUUUCGAUAGAGAAAGGAAUUUUAUAAAGGUGUUGUAUAUGUGAGUGUCAUCAUUUAUGAAAGCGCCUUAUUCAGCGAGUUUCGUACAAAUUUCAAGAAAAAACAUCUCCAUCAUUUCAAUCAUUUUCAAAUGUUGCAGGGAUCUAUCAGGUUACGUGUAGCGCAUGGCAGAUAUAUUUGUUCGUUAACUAUAAAUAUUGUACUUUUUCCAAUUAUAUUUUCAUUAAUAUUAAUUUUCUAUCUGCCUUCUAUAGAUUAGAAAAAAUAUAAUAAACAUUUUUACUUAGAACUUUUUCCUUGUAUUAAAUGAUACUUGACUUAACCACCUUUAUAGAAACCUUUCUUACGAGAGGACAUCGUAAUUUUAGUAAGCAAAUAAUAUUUGUUACGCGUUAAUAUAUUUUUUAGCGCAGUCUGUCUAAAAGAAAAAUAAAAAAAAAAGAAAAAAAAAGAAGAAAAACUGUCAUAAAAAAAAUUUUAUCAAAACGUUUUGAGAAAUACUCUUGUCUUGUAAAAUAUACCCACAAUCAUAAUUUGUAACAGAUCAAUUGAAUUAGAAAGUGCAAUCACUUAUUGUAAUAAACAAUCGAUAAGUUUUAAAAUCAUACCUACAUACGUUAUAUUUUAAAGUUUUAAAAUGUAUUACAUUAUUAAAAGUAUAUUAUCUUCUUACAUAUCUUCUUGAUCGUCCAUUUUGUUAUAUUGUAAAUUUCUACAUUUUUGUUGCUAGUAACAAUAAAUAAAUAAGAAAAAAAAAUCUAUUAAUCUAGGCGUACUAGAGCAGUUAGAGAAAAAGACUCUAGUUCAAAUGGCGAAAUAAGUAAUGAAAAGAAUGAGAUAAGUAGCUUCCUCUUCGAUGCGUAAGCUCAAGUGAUAUAAAUCUAACCUCUAUGUAUCUAUAAUUAUAUUUUCGUUCAAGCAAAGACUUUUUGUUUUCACGAACUAAAGUAUACUACGAACUAAGGAUAUCACUGUUUAUGUUUUAAAAUAGCUUUGAAAAAGAUAGAAAUAGUUCUAUCAGAUGCGCUGUAACGUAACCUGCUCAUGGUAUAAACACAUCAACUGUUCACUAUUACAGUAAAUACAAGUUUAUUUUCAAGCCCCAUAACAUUCCACAGUUCUUUGUGUUUGAUAAAUCGAGUCAAGCCUAUUUCUUCAUAAAUAUCAUUAUUUAUCAUUCAUAUUUAUAAUAUCUUGUUGCAACAAAAGCAAGUUCAUAUUAUAAUCUGCAUCGAAUGCAUAGAAUUGCACUAAAAAAUUGUUAUUUCUGUAGUAUAUAAAACAUGUUGAAUAGAUAAAUAUGAAAGAAUUUUUCAUUUGUGCAAACUUUUGAUGCAAUUGGAUAAGACAUUAUUAUCAGAAAAUUUAUUAAAUGUUUGACUAUCAGAUUCAUGUUACUCCUGUAAUAGCAUUUACUGGCAAUUAUUAAAUGUUUUAAAUUCAAUUCAUAAUUAACGAGACAACGUUAUAAAAUAGUAUUUUUAAAUACCUACCCUGAUAAAACAAGCCUCAUGAUUAUUUGUAACAUUAUUGGAGCAUCUAGCAAACUGCUCACUUCACUUUUAAAUAAAAUAAUGGAUAGUAACAGCAAUUGGCUAGGUGCUCCGUUUAAUUAUGAACAUAUAAACGAUGAUGAAACUUUCUACAUAACAGGUAUAUAUCAAUAAAAUUGUCGAAUAAAUUUGAUUUUUGUAAAAAAGAAAAA